GCCUGCGGGGAGUUGCGCAUGCGCAUUCUCAGUCAGACCAGAGCUCCUGCCUUUGGGCCCAGAGCGGCGGUGUCGCAGUCUUCUCUGAUUGAGACUGUGGCGGCGGCGGCGGCGGCGGCGGCGGCCGCAGAAUCUAAGGCUACUCAAUGGUCCCACUGUAGCCUGAGGCCACCUUCCCGCAAGGCUGUGCCAAAGCAGGAAUGUCACCGCCACCGCAGCUGCCGCCGCCGCCGCCGCCUGGCUGGCGCCUAAUUAGCUUGUUACUAGGCUUCUGGAUCGUCCUGGAGUCUUCAGCGCAAGGCAACUCAGAUACAGAUGCUCUGAACGUCCUUCUGAUCAUCGUGGAUGAUCUUCGACCCUCCCUGGGCUGUUAUGGAGAUAAGCUAGUGAGGUCCCCAAACAUUGACCAGUUGGCAUCCCAUAGCAUUGUCUUUCAGAAUGCCUUUGCCCAGCAAGCAGUGUGCGCACCAAGUCGUGUGUCUUUUCUCACUGGGAGGAGACCUGACACCACCCACCUGUAUGACUUCAACUCCUACUGGAGGGUACACUCGGGAAAUUUUUCCACCAUCCCACAAUACUUCAAGGAGAAUGGCUACGUGACCAUGUCGGUUGGGAAAGUCUUUCACCCUGGUAUAUCUUCCAAUCACAGUGAUGAUUCUCCAUAUAGUUGGUCUUUUCCACCUUAUCAUCCAAGUUCAGAGAAGUAUGAAAACACUAAGACAUGUAGGGGAAAAGAUGGAAAACUCCAUGCCAACCUGCUUUGUCCUGUGGAUGUGGCAGAUGUGCCCGAAGGCACCUUGCCUGACAAACAGAGCACAGAGGAAGCCAUUCGAUUGUUGGAAAAGUUGAAAUCAUCUGUCAGUCCUUUCUUCCUGGCAGUUGGGUAUCACAAGCCACACAUCCCCUUCAGAUACCCCAAGGAAUUUCAGAAGUUAUAUCCCUUGGAAAACAUCACCCUGGCUCCUGAUCCCAGUGUUCCGGAUGGCCUACCAGCUGUAGCCUACAACCCUUGGAUGGAUAUCAGGGAGCGGGAGGAUGUCCAAGCCUUAAACAUCAGUGUGCCCUUUGGCCCAAUUCCUGUGGAUUUUCAGCGGAAAAUCCGCCAGAGCUACUUUGCUUCUGUGUCCUAUUUGGAUACUCAGGUUGGGCAUCUUUUGAGUGCUUUGGAUGAUCUUCAUCUAGCCAACAACACAAUUAUUGCUUUCACAUCUGAUCAUGGAUGGGCCCUAGGUGAACACGGAGAAUGGGCAAAAUACAGCAACUUUGAUGUGACUACCCGUGUACCGCUGAUGUUCUAUGUUCCUGGAAAGACAGCUCCACCUGUUGGAGAAGGCGAGAAGCUUUUCCUUUACCGGGACCCUUUUGAUGUCUCCUCAGAAUUGAUGAAGCCAGGCAGGCUUGUCACGGACCUCGUGGAACUUGUAUCUCUCUUCCCAACGCUCACUGGACUUGCAGGACUGCAAGUUCCUCCUCGGUGCCCCAUUCCUUCUUUUCAUGUUGAGCUGUGCAGAGAAGGCCAGAAUCUCCAGAAGCAUUUGCAACCCCAUGACUUGGAAGAGGAUCCAUACUUCCUUGGUAAUUCCAGGGACUCGAUUGCCUAUAGCCAGUACCCCCGGCCUGCAGAUUUCCCUCAGUGGAAUUCUGACAAACCAAGCUUAAAUGAUAUAAAGAUCAUGGGCUACUCCAUACGUACCAUAGACUAUAGGUAUACUGUGUGGGUUGGCUUCAAUCCUGGUGAAUUUCAGGCUAACUUUUCUGACAUCCAUGCAGGGGAACUCUAUUUUGUGGAUUCUGACCCACUGCAGGAUCACAAUGUAUAUAAUGACUCCCAACAUGGAGGUCUUCCCCACUCAUUGAAGCCUUGAGUUCUGCCAGCUGCAGAAGACAAGUAUGUGUCCCUUUCCCCACUACUAUUUGGUGAAGGGAGACAUUAGAGUUGGUUAACUUUUACUACCACUGUGUUAGACAUAACCUUAGUGGGAAACAAUCAAAACAUGCAUCAGCAAUCUGACCUAGGACUAUGUGGCAGACAAACCUUUUAAUGUAGUCCUUCUUAAGUUAUAAUUGGUCAUUGUACUUGACCUAGCCAAACAUAAUACUGCACUCAAGAAAUAAUUACUUGUUCAAAUUAGUGCAUUUCAAAAAGUAACCAGUGUAGUCAGAACAUGUUAACAUGAGAUUCAUUUCUUUCUCAAAUGUGAAAUAAGUGAUUAUUCUAGAAGAAAGUACUAUAUUUUCUAUGCUUAAUUUUUGCUUCUAAGACUACAGAUUUCAAAAUUUAAGGUAAAAUACACAUGAGUGUUUCUUCAUUAAAUAAUAAGUAAUGCUUAGUAAAGUAUAGAUGAAGAUAAAAAAAUUCAGUUAACUAUUUCAACACUCUCUGGCCCAAAUAAUACUUUGUAGUAAAUCUUAUAACUUGAAUUUAGUGGCUAUCUAUUAAAAACUCUGUUAUUCAAAUUGAAAAGCAUUAAAAAUGAAACUAUUUCCAUGAUUUGAAUCAUUCAAAAUAGUGUUCAUAUUUGUGUUUUGAGAAUUGCAGACAUUCAUUUAUCUGGGAGGCAGGAGGUACACUACUUCUACUUUUUGGUAAAGAAAACAUGAAUUUAUGAAAUGUAAAUUAUCUUGAGGCUUGUGGAAAAUUAAUAGAGUAAAAGUAAUUUUUGUUUUAAAAUUUUUAUUAAAAUGUAUUCAUUUUUAAUUCCAGCUGUAACUCCCUCCCUCAUCCCCUCCCAAUCCUUCUUCCUUCUACUCCUCCCAUUCCCUUCCCCAAGUUCACUGAUAGGGGAGGUCUUCCUCCCCUUCCAUCUGACCCUAGGCUCUCAGGUCUCAUCAGGAGUGGCUGCAUUGUCUUCCUCUGUGGGCUGGUAAGACUGCCCCCUCCUCAGAGGGAGUGGAUCAAAGAGGUAGCCACUGAUUUCAUGUCAGAGACAGUCCCUGUUUCCUUCACUAAGGAAACUACUUAGAGACUGAGCUGCCAUGGGCUAUAUCUGUAUAUAGAAGUUCUAUAUCUAUAUAUAGAACUCCUAUAUAUAGGAGUUCUAUGUUAUCUCCACAAAUGGUCCUUAGUUGGAGUAUCAUUCUCAGAAAAGACCGAUGGGCCCAGAUUUUUUGGUUCUGUUGCUCUCCUUGUGGAGCUCCUAUCCUCUCCAGGUCUUUCAUAAGAUUUUCCCUUCUGUCAUAAGAUUCUCUACACUCUGCAAAAAGUCUAGCUAUGAGUCUCAGCAUCUGCUUUAAUAUCUUGCUGGGUAGAGUCUUUCAGAGUCCUUCUUUAGUAGGCUUCUGUUCUGUUCCUUGUUUUCUCCCUCUUCUGAUGUCUAUCCCAUGUGCCUUUCUGAAUGAGGAUUGAGCAUCUUACCAAUUCUGCAUUGCCUAAGUAUGAAAGUAAGUAGAAAAGCAUGUAGUAACUAUGAGGUUAUUUCAUUACCAUCAUCAAAGAAAAGUCAAUGUUAUAAUGUGAAAACUGCUCAGUUAUCAAUAGUCAACAGCUCUCUAAAUAAACAUACUAUGUAUUUGAUUUUAUAUUAAAAUGAGUAAUUUCAAUAAUUUUCUUAAAAAUGCCUCAGUAUCUCAAGGUACAUGUUUGUGAAAAUAUAUCAAAUAGCUAAUUAGAUUAAAUUACUGCCAUGUAUUAAAUUGUAACCAAAAAGCCAAGAUAUUACUUUUAAGUCUGUAAAAUUUCAAAGACAGAUAAUUUUUUACUUAUUGGCCUAUAAUAGAGGGGUAGCUGAUAGUAUAAAGAUUUCCUGAGUAAUUAAGUGACUGUUUUGGCAACAGCAAUGCUGGUUUGGGAUUGAUGGUCCCAUUUAUCUCUCCUGAUGUUCAAAUUUGUUAAUUCUCUAUAAACUGUCUUUUGUAGAUGAUUUCCUUAAGUCUUUUCUUGUUCUUUAUCCUUAUUGCUCUCAUUAUAUUCACUCAGUGUCAUUUUUACAAUUUAAUUUAGAAAUAUUUCACAGCAUUGUUUUUUUGUUUGUUUAGUGUCAUGUACUUCAUAGUUAUAGGGACAGUUUUUGACACAGGUUUUUAAAAAUUUUACAUCCAUUUAUUGUUCCUGUUUUACCAUAUUAUAUACAAUUUAUAUUUUCUUAUUUUCUCUCCUGAAGGCACAGCUUUAGGGUCAAACCCCUCUGAAUUCUGCUUCCAAUGAAGUCAUAACCCUGGUGGUAGCCACAAAGCAUAUCUGGUUAUUUAAGUAUAAAUAUAAAAUAACGAAUAUUUCUGUUACAUCAUAAUUCAAGUACUCAGUACCCAGAAUUAGAGCCUUUCCAUCAUAGCAGACUGGACAGAGCUGCCCUGGAUUCCAGCUAUGUGCAGGCCUUGAUUGGCAGGUUUCUACUGUCCUGCAUUUGUCCACAAUGAGCAAACUAUGUUUGGUUUAGGCAUAGAGUAGGGAUUUUACUGUGGCCAUCAGCCCCUUCCUUCCACUCAUCACCAUUGCCCUCUGUCCUUUUCCCUUUCUUUCCCAAGUAGUUUACCUCCCCUCCUUUUGCCUCCCCUGUUCCUUAAGGAAUCCAUGUGUCUUCCUAAAGUCCCUUUUAACCCCUGCCCUUUGAGAACACCGUCAGUGCCUACUAAGGGUCCAUAAAGACCUCGAUGAGCAGUCAGAGUCUUCCCUGGCUCCACAUGCCCCUUUCCUUGGCUGACUCUCCCUUGCCAACCCCUGCCUCCCUGGCCCUCAUAGCCUGUGCCCUCUCUUCUGUACUCCAACCCUUCAUGUCCAUUCUCCAUAACCUAGCUCCCCUGCCCCACUGCUCAGAGGCUGAGGCUUUCAGGAUGCUCUAGACUGUGUUAUGGGGAAAAAUGAACACAUCUAAAACAAUCUGCUAUUUACUCUACUUUUAAAAGGCAUUUCUUCUCCUUAUGAAUUUGAUGUGUUAAUUAUAGAAAACUUGGAAAGUGAAAUGCAAUAAAAGGUGAGAAAAUGUCUGAAUGCUUUAUAAUGAGAUUGUCCUUUUGUGGGUAUGAAUAUUUUAAAUUCUUGAUCAUCUAUGUUUUUUUAUAAUACAAUUUCUGCUCUUACUUUCUCUCUAAACAUUAUGUAUGAUUACUAGUGAUAUUUGCAGAUAUGAUACAUUGCUGAUAAUAUGUGUUAUUACAUAGUGUUGUUGUAAUUCCUCAACCUUCUGAUUUUGGCAGAUAUGCUACAUUGCUAUUACAAAGUGUUAUUGUAAUUUUCUUAACCUUCUUCCAGUUGUUGGAAAUUUAGGUUAUUUUCAAAUUUUCAUUCUUACAAAUAAUGCUGUGAUCAGUCUUUUGAAUACAAUGUUUUCAUUUAUUUCAAAAUAUUCCCUUAGGAUAGUCUUUUAGUGCCAAGUCAUCAAACAGCUCUCUUUUCUCUUUACUCUUACUAGUAUAGCAUACCAAAGUUAGAGAACAAAGUUAACAAGCCUAUAAAUAAUUAACACAAUACCUAGAAAGAAAGCCUGUAGUCCUACAAUAAUAGGUGAAAGUGGUGUCCUGCUUUGACUGCUGAUUCUUUGAUUAUGACUGACAUGAACCAUUAUUCUCUCUGUAUUAUAGUUGGGUAUUUGCAUUUGCAGUUGUGUGACUUUGUGUGGUCAUGCUAUGGGUCUUACCUUUUCAUGUAAUAAAAUGAAAUGCUGUUA
Messenger RNA from Psammomys obesus (fat sand rat), 5603 nucleotides. It is a transcript of the gene Ids, whose product is annotated as iduronate 2-sulfatase. NCBI's taxonomy places the organism in Eukaryota, Metazoa, Chordata, Mammalia, Rodentia, Muridae. The record is from RefSeq and is a predicted model, not a curated record. The transcript is spliced from 9 exons. The coding region runs from base 201 to 1865 and encodes 554 amino acids. Gene Ontology annotation, molecular function: iduronate-2-sulfatase activity.